This is a messenger RNA of Rhipicephalus sanguineus (brown dog tick), 3605 nucleotides long. Its product is annotated as solute carrier organic anion transporter family member 74D. The record is from RefSeq and is a predicted model, not a curated record. The transcript has 9 exons. Gene Ontology annotation, cellular component: membrane. The coding region runs from base 191 to 2260 and encodes 689 amino acids. Gene Ontology annotation, biological process: transmembrane transport; sodium-independent organic anion transport. Gene Ontology annotation, molecular function: protein binding. NCBI's taxonomy places the organism in Eukaryota, Metazoa, Arthropoda, Arachnida, Ixodida, Ixodidae.
CACGUACAGCACACACUCAGACGAAGUGCGCCCGUUCAGACCUCCAGGCUGCGUCUUGGUUCAAGACCGGGAAUCCCAAGUUCUGCUGCAGGCUCGGACGUUUGCCAAGUUAAGAAAAGACUAGUUUUAACAAAAUUGUGAGUUGAUUUUACUGAUUCGCCCCGCCACUGCCAAGCUUGCCUAAGACAUCAUGCCCUCGAAAAAGACCCCCAAGUUUGAAUCCGUUCCGACGAAGGAUCCGGCAGAUGAAGACCAUACAAGACAUGAAACAGACCCGGAUUUCAUGUGCGGCAUCUUCGGAUGCAGACCACCGUGGCUUCAGAGAUUCGCGAAGGCUUACUACUUCCUCCUCUUCUACACUCUGUUCGGAAUCUUCCAAGGGGCGCUCAAGGCGUACCUCAACGGCUGCAUUUCAACCCUAGAGAAGAAAUUCGGCCUCACGGGCAAGACGUUCGGAGUCAUACUCAUUGCGGACAACAUCAGCGCGCUCUUCGCCAGCCUUCUCAUAGGUUACUACGCCACGAAGAUCAGCCGGCCGAAGAUCAUCGCGUUUGGAGUUUGGAUCUCCGUUCUGGGAUGCUUCUGCAGCGUGCUGCCGUACCUCAUCUACGGGCCGGGAUUCAUAGGCCAAGGAGAAGUCACGUCCGGCGCGAAGUCGGACGUCGCGUCGCGAAGUUCCAGGACGCAGCUAGCGUUCUGCGCGGAGGCAGAACGGGACGUCGUUGAGGCGGCGGCGACCACCGCGAGGGACGAGACGCCCGCCCCGACGGCCAUUGUGGCCGUGUGCCUGCUAUUUUUGGCCAACUUCCUGAACGGUAUCGGCGGCACGGCUUUUUACAUCUCAGGUGCAACGUACACAGAUGACAACGUGAAAAAGAAGAACUCUCCCGUCUACUUCAGUUUGAUCAUGUCCCUGCGCUUGGUCGGGCCCAUGCUGGGCUACGUGUCGGCGUCUGUUUGCCUCAGCAUCUACGAGUCGCCAUUCGAGAAACCCGGAAUCAGCCGCAAGCACCCGAACUGGCUCGGCGCCUGGUGGUUGGGGUUCGUCAUCUGGGGUGGUGCCAUGGCGGUGAUGUCGCUGCCAAUGUCCCUGUUUCCCAAGCACAUUCGGAGGAGUUCUGUGUACGCCAGCACCGAGGAGAAGAAGAGCAAUCCCAAGUCUCUGGGCGAGAAGAUCACCAGCGAUGCGCGAGAGUUCAAGACUGCCGUGAGCCGCCUUACCAAGAACCCCGUAUUGAUGUGGAAAAUGGCAACGCUUAUUUUCAUCAUCAACGCGAUCGGUGGUUACGUCAGCAUGUUCCCCAAGUACGUCGAGAACCAGUACCGAGUUUCGGCAUCAAAGGCGAGCCUCUUCACAGGACCCACGAAGGUACUGGCAAUGAUGGUCGGCCUCUUUCUCGGAGGAAUGAUCAUUCGCUUCUGGAAGCCACGUGCGCGCACAAUAGGACUGCUGGGAGCCUUCGCGGACUUCAUCAACAUUUCCUUCCUCUUCGCUGGCAUUUUCCUCGGCUGCUCCGGCUGGCAAUUGGCGGGCACACAUGUCGAUACUGACGGCAGACUGUCUCUGAGUAAUCCGUGCAACGAGCACUGCGACUGCCCCACUGGACGCUUCCAGCCCAUCUGCCACGUCGAUCAACUGGCCACAUACUUCUCUCCUUGCGCGGCAGGGUGCCUCGACAGAGGAAACGGAUCCAUGGAGUGUUCCUGCAUAACGGAAGCCGUGGGCGCCGACGCUGCGCUAUCGAAAAUGACUAACGGGUUUUGUGACUUUCCCUGCCAAAAUCUCUUCAUUCUCGUGUUCAUCAUCAGCUUGGGAAAGCUGAUAUCGCAACUCUCUCGGGUAGGAUCGACGCUCAUCACCCUCAGGUGUGUUGAUCCAGCAGACAAGGGAAUAGCAGUUGGAAUGCUCGCCGGGUGCUUAAACUUUCUCGGAGCCAUUCCAUACCCGCUCAUCUACACUGCCAUAUUUGACGCCACCUGCCUCGUGUGGGAAGACCGGGGCGGGCACCGGGGCAACUGCUCGUUCUACGACGUCGACAAGCUGCGAGUCGCCUACCACGCCGUCACCAUCAUCUUCAUGACGCUCGGACUGGUGUGCCAACUCAUCAUGUCGUACUACGCCAAGCGCGUAACCAACAUGUACGGCGAAGACGAAGUUCGCCUAGAAGACGCGUCGUCCAAGCCCUCGGAAAACGGCGCCUUCGAACUGAACGGCGUCAACGGCGUCCACGCGGGCAAGACGACGUCGAGUAGCGCCUGAGACACGAGACGCCCGUUUCCCUUUCAAUUUUGUGAAAGACGGGAACGACUGGAGUUCUACGUGAAAUGGUCCGCACGCGCUGAUGUAAUCGCGUAUAGCGAGACUUGGUACCGGUGGUUUACGCAUUUACUCAGGCUGUAGGGUGGCAUCGUCGUAAGUACCACUCCCGGCGACAGAAGUGUAUCGGGCAUGAGCAUCACGGCAAACGCGCAUUUCUGCUCUGUUAAUGCUUGACGACUCUCACUUAAAGGGCCCCUAAACCAGUCGGAGUUGAAACACGAGAACUUGGUUUCUCGCCUUCAUUACCCUUAUUACAAGCGUUAUCUCCUACUCUCUGCUUAUUUCUUCAUAAAACACUUGAACAAUGUCAGUACUAAGCGUUGAGACUAUCAGGAUCUCGCGUUUUUCGGCUGCACGCUGUUAUGUCCGCUUGCGCAGUCGAAAGUGCACAAAACGAGGUCAAAGUUGAUCGCGCAUGAUAGUCAUACGAGUCAAGGCAGAACGGGCGUGUGACUGCAUGCUAAAGCAGGAGAGGAGAGAAUUCACAAUUGACAUCCCUCGUACAUGGACUAAUCAAGAGUUUAUUUCCUCGCGACGUCACGUGAACAGACUGCUGGCGUCGCGUACUGUUCCGAAAAGACAGCAAACGCCGGGAGAGAACAACAGGCUCGUUCUUUGUAUUUUCGGAGGUUAUUUGGGGGCCCUUUAACGAACAACUUUGUAUAGGUCGCCAGAGCUGCUACAGUCUGGAACUUUUUUUAAUUAGAACCUAGCGUCGGAGAUAGAGUGGAAACGCAGCCUUUUUUUUUUUUUUUGCGAACUUAGUGUCCCGUAGAAAUUUUGUCGCCGCACGUAAACGUUGCCCCUCGCGAGAAGUACGCGGUGUAAAAGCCAUUACUAUGUACUUGAAGCGAACACUGUAACUGUUCAUAGUCAAAUACAGAGUCAUCAUCAAGUGGUACUUAAGCCACAUCAUCGCGUUGUCUGUUACCAAAUGUAGUGCUACAUUGCUACCACGAUGUCGUAAUACGUUAGUAGCCUUGACUAGCCUAAUCACCUUAACGGUCAGGCUACGCACUGCAUGGUCGCGAUAAGUAUUAUAACAGCAAUAAAUAUAUUUUUCGAUGUUAACACUGAAUUCAGCGCAACUGUCGGUGCCCAUCGUGCUUCUUUCACAUCAGCGUAGUCGCUUGUGGCUACGUCGUUUCCUCCACAGUGUGCAACCCAUCCACAAGUGAACGUCACCAUUCCAGGUAAUGGAAUGGAAAAACUUUAUUUAGGUCCUUCGGGGCGUGAACCAGUCGGGCGUGAACUAGCGGGCCGCUCCCACGUCGGGACAGAUAGG